Alnus glutinosa is the source of this 2410-nucleotide messenger RNA. Its product is annotated as protein SIEVE ELEMENT OCCLUSION B-like. The record is from RefSeq and is a predicted model, not a curated record. NCBI's taxonomy places the organism in Eukaryota, Viridiplantae, Streptophyta, Magnoliopsida, Fagales, Betulaceae. Gene Ontology annotation, biological process: phloem development. The transcript is spliced from 7 exons. Bases 88 to 2205 code for a protein of 705 amino acids.
AGAUUUGGACCAAUUAACACAACCCAUCCCUCUCCUCGAUCUCCUCUCCUCUCCUCUCUUGUUGCUCACUUAGCUAUAGAGACCAAGAUGGCUAUUGUAGCACAGAAGCUGCCACAGUCCAGGAGUGAUCGCAGUAUGUUCUCCUCCUCGGAUGACAAUGCAAUGAUGAAGAGGAUUCUCGAAACUCAUGCCCCAGAUGGCCGAGAAAUCGAUGCCAAACCUCUCCUUCAGAUCGUUGAGGACAUUUUCCACCGUGCUGCACCUGGCAUCUCCGGCAAUAUUAUUCAAGGAACACAAGCGCAAAUGGACGCACUGGACGACAAGGCCUUCCAUUCUGGCCUCAUUGAAAUGCUCGAACUUCUAUCAUACACGAUUACCCGAAUUUCCUGCGAGAUAUCCUGCAAGUGUUCGGGUGGAGGAGAUGCGCAUGCGACAACUGUGGCAAUAUGCAACAUACUCUCGAGUUACUCAUGGGAUGCGAAGGUGGUGCUAGCCUUGGCAGCUUUUGCUGUGAACUAUGGUGAGUUUUGGCUGGUCGCGCAGCUUUACUCCAGCAACCCCCUUGCCAAAGGGCUUGCCAUCCUGAAGCAAUUGCCUGAAAUAUUGGAGUAUACUGAUACUUUGAAACCAAAGUUUGAGGCACUUACCAACCUCAUCAAGGCCAUGCUGGAUGUCACCAAGUGCAUCGUUGAGUUCAAGGAACUUCCUUCCCAGUACAUUACCCCGGACACAUCGGAGCUCAUUACCGCCAAUGCUCAUAUUCCGAUAGCCGUUUAUUGGACCAUUCGGAGCAUCGUGGCAUGUGCUUCGCAAAUUAUGGGCCUCAUCGGCAUGGGUCAUGAGUACAUAGCAUCAACAACUGAGGCGUGGGAGCUGUCGAGCUUGGCCCACAAGGUCAACAACAUACACAGCCACCUCAAUAAGCAACUCAAUCUUUGUAAUCAACACAUUGAGGAGAAGAGACAUGUAGAAGCAUUUCUGACUCUCGUGCGUCUCUUCGAGUCAAUCCAUAUCGAUAACAUGAAGAUACUUAAGGCUUUGAUUUACGCCAAGGAAGAUCAGCUGCCUCUCUUUGAUGGUUCCACCAAGAAAAGGGCUAGCAUUGAUACGCUGAGAAGGAAGAACGUGCUGCUGUUAAUCUCAGACCUCGAACUCUCCCGCGAGGAGCUUUCGAUGCUUGAGCAAAUGUUCCACGAGGCACGGCAGGAACCGUCGAGGGCAGAGAGUCAGUACGAGGUUGUGUGGCUCCCAGUCGUGGACAGGUCGACCUCGUGGAACGAAACGAAGCAAAAGCAGUUUGAGACCCUACAACUCCAGAUGCCGUGGUUCUCGAUUUACCACCCUUCACUGCUUGACCCGGCAGUGAUCAGGUACAUCAAGGAGGUGUGGCGCUUCAACAAGAAGGCUCUGCUCGUGGUGCUGGACCCGCAAGGGAGGGUCGUCAACCCCAACGCAAUCCACAUGAUGUGGAUCUGGGGAAGUGUGGCCUUCCCUUUCACAAGCGCAAGGGAGGAAUCCCUCUGGAAGGAAGAGAGCUGGAGACUUGAGCUUUUGGCUGAUGCCAUCGAGCCACUCCUCUUUAAUUGGAUAACAGAAGGAAAAUACAUUUGCUUGUACGGAGGGGAAGAUAUGGAGUGGGUGCGAAAGUUUACAUCGACUCUGCGUAAUGUCGCGCAAGCCGCCAAGAUACCACUGGAGAUGCUUUAUGUGGGGAAGAGCAACCCGAGGGACAAAGUUCGGAAAAACAGCACGGCCAUUGUGUCGGAAAAGCUUAGCCACAUCCUGCCGGAGACGACUCUCAUCUGGUUCUUCUGGGUGAGGCUUGAGAGCAUGUGGUACUCAAAGGUACAACAUGGCAAGAGCGUGGAGAACGACACCAUAAUGCAGGAGAUCAUGACAAUGCUGAGCUUUGAUGGGAGUGAUCAGGGUUGGGCUGUGAUCAGCAAGGGUUCGGCAGAGAUGGUCAGGGCCAAGGGGGACACCAUGUUGACGGCUUUGAACGACUACGAAACGUGGAAAGAAAAUGUGGCGGGGCAAGGGUUUGUGCCAGCACUGAAUCAGCACCUCACAGACCAUCGCACCCCUCAUCACUGCAACCGUCUGAUUCUGCCAGGGACCGCUGGGAGCAUCCCUGAGAGAGUGGUCUGCGCUGAAUGUGGCCGUCCAAUGGAGAAGUUCCUCAUGUACCGCUGCUGCACCGAUUAAGAGUAUUAAGGCUGCAUGUGAGCUACGUACUACUAAGAUUAUCCAUAUGAUUCUAUGAAUAAGGGCCACCAUAUAUCUGCCAUUUUAGCUUGCUGGUAUAUAGUAAGUUCAGAUGUGUAAAAUAUGGAAGUCUCUAUAUCUAGUCUAAGUGUGCCUGAUAAUGCUAUCAUAUUUAUUCUUAUUAAUGAUUUGAAUCCUUCUUUUU